Drosophila willistoni is the source of this 2248-nucleotide messenger RNA. RefSeq lists its product as uncharacterized. Bases 88 to 2073 code for a protein of 661 amino acids. Gene Ontology annotation, cellular component: cytosol. Lineage: Eukaryota; Metazoa; Arthropoda; Insecta; Diptera; Drosophilidae. The record is from RefSeq and is a predicted model, not a curated record. Gene Ontology annotation, molecular function: hydroxypyruvate reductase (NADH) activity; NAD binding; glyoxylate reductase (NADPH) activity. The transcript is spliced from 8 exons.
AAGGCAUAGCUUUGACUUUUCAGUCAGUCGUGAGGCAAACGUACAACAGUUAAGAUUCUAACAAAACGAGCCAAAAAGAAUCAAACCAUGUCGACGGGUAAACCAUUUAAAGUAAUUGUUACACAUCCGGAAGUCCCACAAGAGGGUUUGGAUAUUCUAAAGGAGCACUGUGAGAUUAUUCAAGUGAACAGUUUGCCCACAAAUCGUGCCGAAUUACUGGAGAAAAUUAAGGGUGUCGAUGGUGCCUUCUGGGGUGGUCAUGAGAAGCUGAAUGCCGAGGUACUCGAUGCUGCUGGUCCUCAACUGAAGUCGGUAUCCACCAUGUCGGCGGGUAUUGAUUUUGUCGAUGUACCUGAACUCAAGAAACGUGGCAUUCCUCUGGGUCACACGCCCACAGUCCUAAAUACAGCCGUGGCCGAUUUGGCUGUUGGUCUGGUCAUAGCAGCUUCCCGUCGUUUCCAAGAGGCACGCAAGAAGAUCGACACCGAUAACUGGGAGAACUAUCAUUUGAACUGGCUGUUGGGUCAGGAUAUUCGUGAUUCCACUGUGGGUUUCUAUGGCUUUGGCGGCAUUGGCCAGGCCAUUGCUAAGCGUUUGCUGGGCUUUGAUAUCGAUCAGGUGCUCUACACAACCCGCCGUCGUGUUCAUAAGGAAAUCGAAGAGGAACUCAAGGCCAAGAAGGUUGAUUUCGAUACUUUGCUGGCCCAAAGUGAUUUCAUUGUCAUUGCCUCGCCCUUGACUGCUGACACACAGGGUGUCUUCAAUGCGACUGCCUUUAACAAGAUGAAGGAGACAGCAAUUCUCGUGAACAUUGGCCGAGGAAAGAUUGUUAACCAGGAUGAUUUGUACGAAGCUUUGAAGUCAAAUAGAAUCUUUGCCGCUGGCCUAGAUGUCACAGAUCCCGAACCAUUGGCCCCCACUGAUAAAUUGCUAACCUUGGAUAAUGCCGUUGUCCUCCCCCACAUUGGCUCGGCGACGAAACGUACCCGUGCCGAAAUGGCCACAAUUGCUGCCCACAAUGUGCUCCGUGGUUUGGCUGGAGAGCCCAUGUUUUCGCCCGCCUACUUGACUAUCGACCUUCAUAAUCGUGAAAUGUCGUCGGUUCGCAAGGCAUUUAAGGUGCUUGUUUCCCAUCCCAAUGUCCCUUUGCCGGCCUUGGAGUUGCUACGCUCUCGAGGAGCAGAGACAAUCAUCUGCCAGAGUGUGCCACCAUCAAGGGAGGAGAUCCUGCAAAAGGUUCCCGGUGUGGAUGCCAUCUUUUGGGCUCACUAUCAGGCACUGAAUGCUGGAAUAUUGGAUGCAGCUGGUCCCCAGUUACGUUGUGUCAGCACCAUGUCAUCGGGCAUAGAUUUUGUCGAUGUGCCCGAAUUUAAGCGUCGUCAAUUGCCCUUGGGUCACACACCGGGAGUUGUCCAGAAUUCUGUGGCAGAUCUUGCCAUUGGCUUGAUGAUUGCAGCCGGACGCAAUUUUCAUGCCGGUCGCUAUCAAAUCGAAAGUUCACAGUGGCAAACGGAACAAAUUAAUUGGCUGAUGGGUCAUGAAAUACGCGAUUCUGUGAUUGGUUUCUUUGGUUUUGGAGGCAUAAGUCAGGCCAUAGCCAAGCGUCUGCAAAGCUGGGAUGUGGCCAAAAUCAUUUACCACACUCGCACCCGCAAGGCAAACGAUGUGGACCUCAAGGCUGAGCAUGUUCCCUUUGAAACCUUAUUGAAGGAAAGUGAUUUUCUGGUUGUGGCUGCUCCAUUGACCGAUGAAACUCGUGAAAAAUUUAAUUCCAAAGCCUUUAAGCAAAUGAAAUCGACAUCGAUAUUUGUGAAUGUGGCCCGAGGAGGUUUGGUCAAUCAGAAGGAUCUUCAUGAAGCUUUGACAAAGGGCACAAUCUUUGCCGCUGGUCUUGAUGUCACUACACCCGAACCACUACCCGCCGAUGAUCCAAUCUUAAAGCUGCCCAAUUGUGUUGUUCUACCUCAUCUGGGCACCCAAACCAUGAAGACAACUAUUGAAAUGAGUUUGCUGGCUGCAAAUAAUAUAUUAAAUGCCAUUGAGGGUAAACCUAUGAUUAGACCUGCCUAUUAAAAAGGAAAGUUAAACAAUCUUUCAAUUAUUUAAGACCAAGUGCAGCACAAAAAUAACCACUUUCCUUUGAUAUUUCAAAAUUAUUUGAAUAUUUUGUACAAAUAUUUUUGUAUGCUCAACUCUAAAGAGAAAAAUAUAUAAUUUUUGUAUACUCUUUCAUCAGAAAAAGCUUUUA